AGCAGAACAUCGGCUAGCCUCCCAAUCCUCCCGAGCUUCUUCAGGUCGGAGGCGAUAGGAUUCUUCGUCGCAUCCAGCCGACACUGCGAUGUGACUAUCAAACCCUGGUUCGAUCCGACCACCCAACAUGGACUUGAUCGACUCUACCACCAUCACCUACGGGACACUCUUCUUGACGAGCACGGUGGCGUUCGGGCCUUCCCCUUCCGUCCUCGUCAACAGCUUGAUCACCAUCCCCAUCUUGCUCUACCUCACACGUCUGGGACAAGAGAAGAGUGACUUUCUCAUCGCCUAUGCUAUCGUCACGGUGGCCUCGUUCAUCGCUUACUUGCCUACAACGCUACAUAUGCUACCUGCCGUCCAGUCGAUCUUGCUACAACUCGUCUUUUCGCUCGUCUCGGCAGGAUUCGUAUGUCUACCACUUCUAGCGUACAGGUCGCUGCAGAAUACACUCGUCAUCAAGGAGUCGGAAGACGAAGAAACGAGAGAGGCGUCCAUGCGGAAUCGAAGCCGGUGGCUGGGAAUCGCUGGUUUUCCGUUCUUGUGGAUGACAGGGUGGCUCGUCUUUGAGCAGAUCAACCCGUUCGGGAGACAGGGCUCGCCUACCGGUUCGGCCUCGACCCUGCCUACCUUUCUCCAUCCGAUCCUACGCCACCUCGGUCAGCCAGGCCUGGAUUUCCUCGCAGCCUCUUGGUCGGUCGCUAUAGCUCGGAUCUUUACCGUCAUCUCCGACAACCCGAGCGUGGCUUCGCAGAUGUACAAUCAACAGAGACAGAGGACGGACGAACGAAGGCGGAUCUCCCUCGGCAGAGGGAUCCCUGGCCACAAGUCCGUCGACUUGAUUGGAUUUGAGGAUGAAAGCAGAGCCGAGGGGAGCUUGGCUCCAUCUCCGUUGGAAGGUUCGAGGGUAGAUCAGCUAGCCGAUCCGCAACCUAGAUCCAGGAGUAGCUCGCACGGGUACGGAACCCUGACUGCCAUGCUAGGCAGGAGGCUGUCACGAGCUGCCCAGCCUGCGUUUUUGGACCUUUUCGACAAUGCCUACAGGGUAUUUGUGGGGUUCACUCUGAUUCUGACGGUCGUCCCGGGUUUAUUCUUCCCUAUGAUGGCUCCCUUGUCGAUGUCAGCACCAGUCUCGAAGAUGACGCCCAUCUCGGUCGGAUGCGUCUUGCCCCAAGCGAAGACUCGGCACUUGGCCGAUUUUAUCAAGGAGACGGACCAAUUGGCGCCGUCUGCCAAGGUCUUGCUUUGGCCUGAACAGGCCCUCCAUCUCAGGACAGAGGAGGAACGUGUCCAGGUUUUGAUUCAGGUACACGAGGUCGCGGCGAGACACGGCGUCUGGGUCGGGGUUGGGUUGGGAAGUCCGCCCAGAUCGAACCCUGUCGCGGAGGACGACCUGGAACACCCAAAAAGGCGGAAUGAGAUCGUCCUCGUUGGUCCUCAAGGGGUCGUUGGGGAGUAUGAGAAGAGGAGACUUGUGCCGAUCGUCGAGUCUUAUGGGUAUAUGCCAGGAUCGGAAACGCCGCCUUCGUGGGAGAUCGGACUGCCUCCCCCGAGAGGUAUAGCGAAACCGGACUGGGCGGAGAAGGCGCCAUAUGUCAGGGAUAUACCUGUCAUGCCCUUGAUCUGCUUGGACUCGUUGCAUCCAUCAAUUGCGAGUUCGCCAGUCAGGGCGUCCGGUGGCAAGGCAGACCACUCCACGGCAGAAAGCCCAUCUUUGAUCCUGUUGUCCACAUCGCCGCCUGCCGCACAGAGCGGAUCGGUCGCCUCUAUCAUCCUCGAUCAUGCCAAAGAUCUCGCUAUACAACACGGAGCGCAGGUCUUGGUCUGCGAUGGAUCUGGGUCGGAAGCCGUCUCCGGGCUGGUCGAGGUGGAUGGGACGGUGAGGUAUCGGCAGCGAGGGGAAGGGGGUUUCGUCGUCAAGAGCGGCGUACGAUACAAGCAGGGGAGGAGGAACGGGUGGGAAGUGCUUGGGGGUCCUGGGGUUUGGGGUAUCUUCACGAUGGUGAUAGUUCUGGGCGCCGGCAUUGAGUUGGGCUCGCAUAAGUUACGGAAAGCGGGGGCAACGGUGGGUUGGCCAAGCAUCAAGGAAAGGUUGAAGAAGUUGUGGCGGAAGCAGCGCGACCGAGAAGAGACUGCCAGGCUCAUUGAUACAGAAUAGGGUAUACGGGGCAUAUUGCAGAUGAGGCAACUUGUGCUAAUUCAUGAUCGAGAUGCGACUGAUGUACGAUAUACCCGAUGCUACUACGGCUUGAUUGACAACCAGUUGCAAUCAGGAAGAAUCAUAUCAAGUAGACUUGCGU
Molecule: messenger RNA, 2300 nt
Organism: Filobasidium floriforme
Lineage: Eukaryota; Fungi; Basidiomycota; Tremellomycetes; Filobasidiales; Filobasidiaceae
Exons: 2
Coding region: 128-2158 (676 amino acids)
Biological process (GO): lipoprotein biosynthetic process
Cellular component (GO): membrane
Source: RefSeq, a predicted model, not a curated record